Messenger RNA from Musca domestica (house fly), 1474 nucleotides. Its product is annotated as protein CDV3 homolog. NCBI's taxonomy places the organism in Eukaryota, Metazoa, Arthropoda, Insecta, Diptera, Muscidae. The transcript has 4 exons. Gene Ontology annotation, cellular component: cytoplasm. The coding region runs from base 15 to 932 and encodes 305 amino acids. The record is from RefSeq and is a predicted model, not a curated record.
GCACUUGAAGAGCAAUGAGAUUUGAACGCCGUAAUCAAAAACUCAGAGCCACCCACCUACAAAAGAACCCCAUACGUUCAACGCCGUUGACGCUGCUCGACGACAUCGUUCUUUGUCCAAACACGUUAAGUUCGUUAAGUGGACACCAAACGAGUCCCAGAAGUGACCCCCGUUCGUCGUUUUGCAGCAAUAUGGCCGAUUUAGAUGAUUUCUUUGCAAAGAAAGACAAAAAAAAGUCGAAGAAACCAAAGUUCUUGACUGCUGAAGAAUUGGUUAAGAACCUGGAGGAAUCGUCCAAACGCGAAGUGGUAAAAGUCAAGAAGCCUGAAACCACAGUUCCACCAGUAGCUGCAGCUGCACCACCAGAGGGCGGCGAGGCAGUAGAAGACAAAACUGUCGUCGUUGAACAAACUCAAGAAGAUGAGUGGAAGGAAAUUGAAGAGGAACAACGCAAGGAUUAUUCUGGUUUGAAAAUCGGCCAAUUGACGUUGAAUGACGAUGAUGAAUCGAGCGGUUCUGAGGGUCAAGAUGAAGAUGGUGAAAGUGAAGGAGGCACUGUUAACAGCGAAACAGGUAAAAAGAGCGGCAGUGGCGUCUGGAAGAAAGUCAUACCAGCUGAAGAGGUUACACAAAUACCUAUGGAAAUGCCUGCAAAACCCAAAACCUAUGUGUCUCCGGCUUUGAGAGCAGCAGCAGCGCAAGGCACUGGCAUAAAAGCCAAAGUGCGCUCGAAAGUUGCCCCUGAUAUUACAAACGCCGACUACUUCCCUACCCUGGGAGCCGCUAGGCCUGAGGAACAACGUAAAAAGAAAAAUGAACCCGCAUUUGAAGAAGUACGUCACGGUGGUCGUGUGCAAAGGGUAAAGGAACAAUCUGCGGCCCCUACUAAGGCCACAAACCGUUUCCAAUCGCUGGACGAAGCCGAAAGCUAAGACACACACACGCAUGUAACACCUUAAAACACACAUUCAAGAACAAUACAUGGGGAAAGAUAAUAUAAAUAAGCCUUUUGUGGAACUGCCUCUCUACAAAUCAAUUUUGCUUUGAUUUAUGUCAAAUGAACAGAAACCCCUCCUAAACCAACUGUCAUCCAGAAGAGCCGUAUCCUUUCCCCUCCAAUUUCAGUUUUCUAUUUUUGCCAUUCUUUUUUAUAUGAAGAAAAAAUAACGCUUUCAAACAAACAAAAACAUUUGUUGUGUUAAUAUCACUACCACCACCCGCCUUUCGUUUAUACCGAAGAGUGUAGCCAUCAGUCAGUAAAGCUCCUUUGGAUGAUUUAUUUAAGAAAAUAUCCUGUUUUUUUUUCGUUCCUUUUGUAAACACCACAUACCCGAAGUCCUUUUUUUGUAUUUUUACAAUUUUUAUUUUUUUCUUUUCUAAUUUUUGUAUCAUGAUAAAGAAAAUAAACAAAAUGAACGUUAAAAUUCUGUAAAGAAGAGAAACGGGUAAAUAAAAAAAAAACAGAAAACAAAAA